GAUAAUUCCGCGGUCACAGCCAUUAAUUUUUAUUUCUUUUCCAUUUUCCAAGACAAUUUUUACUUAUUUCAUGGCUUUUCCAACAACAAGUGCACAGCAAGCCGAAACGAACCGAAAGAUACUUGAGGACAUCCAGACCAAAAAGCAGCUGCUUGCUGGCGGGAUAAUUAACCUGGGACUGAGCAACGCAAAUCAGAUGCCCUCUCCGCAGUUGCUCGGCCAGCCGACAGUAGCACCUGAAUUCCUACCGCAGGGCGUGGGCUUACCCACAAAUGCCACGCCGCCCCGUUCCGCAUUUAACCCUACCAGUUCCACCACUUUGGGCUUCUUUAUCCCCCAAGAAUCGUAUUUUGGAAACAGCUUCAUUCCCGUGCUGCCUCGCCUGGAGCCCUUGCCCACAACCACGACCACUCCCACGACGCCCGUCAGCCACAUUGCACCCAAAUAACCGAAACUCAUACACUAAACCAUGGCCCGCCUCAAGCUGAAGAAACUGGAGGAGUAUCUCCAGUGUGUCGAUGGAUUCGAGAAGCC
Drosophila guanche is the source of this 534-nucleotide messenger RNA. Its product is annotated as SOSS complex subunit C homolog. The coding region runs from base 71 to 448 and encodes 125 amino acids. The transcript has 2 exons. The record is from RefSeq and is a predicted model, not a curated record. Lineage: Eukaryota; Metazoa; Arthropoda; Insecta; Diptera; Drosophilidae. Gene Ontology annotation, biological process: DNA repair. Gene Ontology annotation, cellular component: nucleoplasm; SOSS complex; nucleus.